Molecule: messenger RNA, 5698 nt
Organism: Dermacentor albipictus
Lineage: Eukaryota; Metazoa; Arthropoda; Arachnida; Ixodida; Ixodidae
Product: pleckstrin homology domain-containing family A member 8-like
Biological process (GO): intermembrane lipid transfer
Cellular component (GO): cytoplasm
Molecular function (GO): lipid transfer activity
Source: RefSeq, a predicted model, not a curated record
CGCUUUCCCUCUCUCCACCAAGAGAAACAUGGCUGACCCGUGAUCUGUUGGCUGCGCUCGCGCGUCGCGGCGUUCUUUCGGCGCCGUUUCGAACAAAUUGCCGCUUCCCUCCGCUUGCAUCACAAGGAACACGGCCAUGGAAGGUGUGCUGUGGAAGUGGACCAAUUACUGGAACGGUUGGCAGCCUCGGUGGUUCAUCCUGGACAAGGGUAUCCUGACGUACUACAAAUCCCAGGACGAGGUGAAUCAGGGCUGCAAGGGCUCGGUAAAGAUUUCAGCAUGCGAGAUUGUGGUGCACCCAACGGACAACCGGCGGCUGGAUCUGGUAAUUCCGUCGGAGCAGCACUUCUACUUGCGGGCGCCUACACCAUCCGAGCGGCAGCAGUGGCUUGUGGCGCUGGGCAGCUCCAAAGCAGCUACGGCGGCAGCCGGUGGCCAUGCAGCACAGCCGCCCCGGCUCGGCGGAGGCGGAGGUGACCCCGAGGGCAGCCUGCGGGCCAAGAAGGCCGAGCUGCGGCUCUACUGCGACCUCCUCAUGCAGCAGGUGCACACCAUUAAGACCUCACAGAGCGGAAGUGAAGAGGAGGCUGCCAAGGCAGGCGAAGCAGCUGACUUGCUGCAGGCUACCUGUGACACCUUCAUCACCACACUGGAGGAUUGCAUGCGCCUGGCUGAUGCAAACUUCACAUAUGAGCUGCCACACCAGGAAGUCCGAGACUCGGCCCUACCACAUGAGGCCCCACCGCCCAUCGCACCCGUGGUCCCAAAGUCCCUGCAGAGCGCUCAUCCUUCCUCUCGGCGCCGGCGGAAGUCCAGCUCUGUGUCCUCUUCUUCGGCUACAUCUGGAGCUGCCUCUUCCACGAUGUCCACACUGGACAGUGCCAAGCAGCGAGGUCAGCGAGCCGACCAAAGUACCGAAGGGGUACCGUGCAGUUCUGGGCCUGUUCAGUCCAGUGCGACGUCACCCGGUUGCACAACAACCUCGUCUCAGUCUUCUGCUGCCACGAACCAUGUGACGCCGCCUGCUGAUUGUGUGCCAUUGCCAGGCAGUGCAGAAGGUUCAGACCACACAGAGUCUUCAUCUGCCGCUGACAGGGCCAUUGUUACCUCGACAGACCAGCCUAGUCCAGUGGUCAAUGGGAGCCUUCCGGGUCAUCUGGGUCGGCCACGCACCUUCUUCUCCGUGAUGGAGCACAGCUUCAUCGACAUUGCUCCACGCACUGGCAUUCCAACAGAACAGUUCCUCAACAGCUGCCGUUCCAUCCUGGCUGUAUUUGAUGUCCUCGGCUCAACGGCAUUUGUCCCAGUCAAGAUGGACAUCCAGGGCAACAUCGGCAAGCUGCAGUCCAAGUACGACUCGGACCCGUCUCGCUUCAACAUGCUCCUCAACAUGGUGCAGCAGGAGGUCGAUUCAGCCACGAACACCGCCCGCAACUCCGCGACAGAUGCACUCCUGUGGCUGUCUCGUGCACUGGCAUUCAUCCAUGCAUUCUUGGAACAGAUCCAGUUGGGGAACCCCGUCCUCACGGACUGUGCCUCAGUGGCGUACGGUGCCACCCUCAAGUGCCAUCAUGGCUGGGUGGUACGGAGCAUUUUUGCCGUAGCGCUGCGGGCCAUGCCCGAGCUGGAGCCAUUUAUAGAGGCCAUGGCUCCUUCGUCUGAGGACUUUGAACACCCGGACUACCGGAAGCAGUUGUUUUCCGACAGCAGAGUGUACCUGCAAGCUCUGCAGGAAGUGCUUGACACGCUCAACAAUUUCUACACUGAGAAUGGGCUCGAGCCGCCUGUCCAGAAAUCUUGAGCUUUCGAGUCCCUUGUGCCCUUCGUGCGUGGAUCAAUAGGUCAGCCCAUGACGAGGACCAGGAGCUGAAGACUCAUGCAGCGAGACAGUGUGCCAAAACUGAGCAUAGACAAUGAAAGGCAGACUACACACAAUGCAGUGACUGGAAGUGUUAGUGUGUGUGCGUGUGUUGGCACGAGGCACCUGCGUGCGUGUUUGUAAUAAUUUAAACACAGGGCACAUUCCCUGGUAUAGUCAGAUUCCAUGAGAGAAAGUGAGUUGCUAGUCAGUUCACCUGGUCACUGGGUAGGCACACUUUUUGUAAUGGUGCAUGUAGUUAGGUAUAACGACUUGUUGCCACUUGGCCCAAUCAAUGACUUCCGUGCUGACAUAACUGUCACUCUUAACCUUGGACCAACUUCAGGGCCUUCUGCUUGCAGCUUUCAAGUUUACGGAAUUCAAAGCUCUCUGGCGUGCUACCAUUUGAAACUCAAUGUCACGAAAAGCGAGUUGUGGAAGAAGUAGCACUUAUCAGCAAUUUUAUCAGUGCAAUGUUUAUCAGUGUUGUCAGGCACUGACAGUAAAUAAAGGCAACAUGCUGUUUGAAAUGGACAAUGCAGCUUCUCUGCCAGCGUUUUUCACUUUGCAUGAAAGCGCAUAGAGAGCCCAAAACAAAGUAGCUUCAAAAACAUUUCCCCAGCAAGAAUAUGACUUCUCCAUGUUUAAACGAAUGCUAUGAAUGCAGAGUUUAUAUUCUAUUUGAGUGCAUUUAUAAGGUGCCAUCUUUCAUCCUCUACAGAAUAUGCUGCUUGGUUUAUAAGCCACCCAACAUUUUUUUUUUUUUUUGUAGGUACGAUGGAGGCACCGCUGAAAGCUGUAUGCUUUUGGGUCUUUUUUGCAGUUUGUGAUAGCAUUGGUAUGAGCACAUCCUUUUUCUUUUUAAUGAGACACUAGAUUCUUUUUCUCUUUAACGACAGUAGAUGUAGACACUGUCAGCAUACAAAGAAUUAUUCAAAGUUUCUUUCAGGCAGGUUCAUCUGCCUGGAUCAUCAGUGACACUGACUGUUCCAUGUGAAGUUUCUGCCAUCCAAACAUUAGUUUUCGACACUAACUAAAAGCAUUAGUGACGAUCAAGCAUAAGGUGUCCUCUGCUCAAGGCAGCAUGCCCUUUGCUCCUCUCGAUUUCAAAUGAAAUUGAGACACUGCAAGAGCUUGGCUCCUUGCUUAGAAUUUAACAUUGACUUUAUUAUAAAGUAUGCUUGUGCAACCUGAGCAAGCAUUGGUAGGAUACUUAUACACUAUGCUGAUACAGUGUGCAUCAAUUUUAACCUUGACAUUUGAGCAAUCUUGAACAAUAGUGACAGGCAUGCAUUAGGCAGAGAUCUGUUAAGCAUAGACCUGUGUGCAGCCCUGCAUGUAUGCUUUAGCCGCUUACGUUUGUUGAGUAGCAUAGUGUUUUCUGCAAAAAUUUACAUAGCCAACUCUGGUGUUAUUGCCUGUGGGAACUGCAAGUGUGACGGUUCAGCUAGCUUGGGAAUUAUGUAGUAGAUGAAUUCGCCUAGAUUUUGUCCUGGCUUCAACCGGCCUUGGAACUUUCCAAAUUUUUUCAGCAAGAGCUGUAUAAAUGCAAUAGUGCGCAAUGAUUGUGCUUGUUUGCAGGAACGUGUUCGCUCCAUGCAUAUAGAAAAAUAUGAUUGCAUGAAAAUUUUGGAAGAUAUAGCACAGUAAACAAAACCACAAGAAUGUCUGACGCAUGAAGACAAGACAAAUCCAUAUACUAUUCAUCAUUCCUAUGGUAGCUGAACAAUCGCAGUGCCAGGCGUCCCUCUAGUAAUACUAUUUGUAGAAAACUUAAUGCACAGUACUAUAAGUGUUACCUCAGUUACAUGGAUUGUGUAACAUUAGACAUUAAACCAUGCUAGUGUGCGUAGAGAAAGGGUUGUGCGCUUCAUCUUAGAGACCAGAGACUAGUUUCAGAUCCUAGCUGAGGGAAUAGUGAGCCAUACGAUCGAAAGCCGGUAGUCAACUGGCAACACUACAAUGUUUGUGCACUGACCAUUCUGUCCAUUGUCGUGGCCAAGCACAUUCCAUAAUUAAGCCAAAAAGCGAUUUUUACUCCAUGCUGUGAUUCUGCCUUUCUGUCCUGUCAGUUUGGCUAUGCUGUUUUCACUGCGGAAGAUGUGGAAAGGAUAACAGUGGAUAGCCCGACUUGUAGCUGUUAGAGAUGUCGCACAAAUUUUCUGGAGACCCCAUGUUUGAAAUAUUCGUGGCAGGGAUUAGCCAGCCACUGGUUCAAUAGAAAUGAAAUUAUAUGUUGAAUUGUCCAGUGGGCUUCAGUGCUCUGUGUCAUGGUGCUAUCAUCAUCAUCUUCAAGCGGCAACUAGCUUAGAUGCACAUUUUUGUUUGUUUCAUUUCUAACGUAGUGUUUGCCAACACUUCCAGCACGUAGUACCCGUUGCUUUGCUUGGUGCUUAAAGUGGCCAGUUAAACCACCACGUCUGUGAAGUGCCUGCUUUAUCUGACAUCACAAAUUGUGUCCAGUGCAUUGGCUAUUUGCAACAUUGGGCUCAUGUAUUAAGUUCAUUAACAUUGUUUUUCUAGUUAUUGUAGUGUUGCAGCAGUGACCGCCUCUGGGCACUGCACAUAUUGUGCGGUGCCCAUGUUAGUGUAUGUAUAAAAUGCUGAAGCAGCACAUGUGAACCAGACUAGAAGAAGCAGUCCUUGUCUCAUGCAAGCUGUUUCAAUAUGAACAAAUAUAUUACUUAACUGUAUUUCCAUUCUUUUAGAAUUUGUGCUUUGACCUGCAAGAGAACACUUAUUUGUAUCUUGCAACUUCUGCACAGGCACUCGGCAUUUGUUCUAUACGUGCUCUGAAUCAUUGUCUGCUUUGUCACCUCUCUUCAUUAAAUUCUUAGGCAUUUUAGCAUUUAUAUUUUUUCAGUAAUUCCAAGUUUCUGGUCAGAGUUACUCAUUCCUUGAGAGCCUACCCACACUUUGCCAUUCCUUCACAUUGUAGAGUUUUGCAAGCAGGUCAUUGUUUCCAAAUGCAUGGGCAUCGAGUGCCUCAUCUCUGAUCUGGUGUUGGUUCUCUGAAGUGUUCCUGCCACUGUGUCUGGUAGUUCCACUCAUUUAAUUUGCGCUGUGCCACAGCGAGUCAGUGAACAAGUCUGGUCUUGUUUGCAGCAUUAUUUAUUACAUCAUCUUGCCUGAACAUAAUAGUGCAUCACUGUUCUUGCUCUAGGUCUGAUUUCUUCCUAUCAUUAGGAGUAUCUAUGCUUGAAAGUGGUGGCAGAAUGUCACAGCAGGUCAUCGACAUAGCCUGCAGCUUGGGCUAAAUGUGCAUAUUGCUGUUGAUAGAUUCUUGUAGAUAGGCCACACCAUGGCAUAACAUGGCACAAGUGCAUUUGGCAGUUGGUUCUGUUGAAAUCCUUCACUGCUCCUUUGAUUUAAAGGCCACUAAUGCUGCACUGUUGCUGCUUAUGUGAUGUAAACUGCAUUGGAGCAGCAUAGCAAAAAUUUAUGCAUAGGGGGCAGUUUAGUAGCCAAACUUCCCAUGCUAGCUGUAGUAGCUGGAUUUUGUUUCCGCAGGCCGUCUUCUUUUGCAGCUCUUAGAGUCGGACGAAUCUAAGAUAGAGUGGUAAUAUGCACAAAUUCAUUCCUGUUCUUUUAUGUUUUGUCCUCAAUGAAGGCAGCAUGUUGUGUGAAAGUGUUCUGUUAUAUAAGAUUAUCGCAGUAAAGGUUUAUUAUGCAUCUAAAUGUACAUAUAUGUACAAACUGUGGAGGAGCUGUGCCUUUGUAUUCAGCUUUAUAGUGUGCCAGUGGUUGCACGAGCAACUUAUGCAACAUCCUGUCGUAUGUGGCAGCUUUUGUUGUGAAGUUGAAAUCUUGUCAAAUAAAAGUGUCAUGUACGGAUCCAUA